AUCGCAUUGAAAUAGCACACAACAACCCUCCCUCAACCCACGACCUGUGCGCACCGUCAAGAUGGCCGACACUGUCGAUGAUACUAUGCUCAGCCCGGACAACUUGACUCGGCUCCGUACCGCAGCUGGCGUGGCUUCAGAGGUCCUCAAGGAAGUGACUGGAUGGCUCGCCGACGGCGAAAAGAUUGUUGACCUGUGUGAGCGAGGAGAUGAGUUGGUUGAGAAGAAGCUCAGCACUGUCUACAAGGGAAAGAAUGUUUUGAAAAGCACAAACACCCCUGUCACAAUCAGCCCGAGCAGCCAUAUCACGCCUUUCACUCCUCUGAAAUCCGACGCCGAAGAUGCCGCCAUGACUAUCAAGGCCGGCGAGCUGGUCAAGAUCCAGCUGGGUGCGCAGAUUGGCGGCUUCGGUGCCAUUGUGGGAGACACCGUUGUCGUGCCGCAAGAGAAAGGGAAGAAGGCUGAGAUCACGGGCAGAGAUGCCGACCUGCUGUUGGCCACACACUAUGCAAACGAGCUGCUGUUAAGACUCAUGAUCCCUCCUGGACUUCUGGCUACAGGCUCAGACGAAGAAAAGGCGAAAGCUGCCGCCGAGAAACCACCCACCCACAGUAAAAUCACCGCUCUGGUUGAAAAGAUUGCCAAAUCGUAUGAUGUGAACGUGGUUCAGCACACCACAUCUUGGAUGUUUGAGCGCAAUGACAUCGAGGGAAAGAAGAAGAUCAUCCUAUCGCCCCACGAUGGAACCAAAGGUGACGGCACACCAGAAGUUGGCGAAGUCUGGGGUGUUGAGGUUGGUAUGAGCUUGGGAUCUGGCAAAGUGAAGGACUUGGACAAGCGCUCGACUCUGUUAAGACGCACCAACACAACGUACGGACUCAAGAGACCUAGUUCUCGGCAGACCUUGUCCGAAAUUGUCAAGAAAUUCGGCACCUUCCCCUUCAGUCUCCGUCAGUUAGAGGAUGAGAAAGCUGCAAAGGUGGGCGUGAUCGAGUCAGUCCGGGCUGGUGUGCUCAGAGAGUACAAGCCCUCGGCUGAAGCUGACGGUUCCCCUGUCUCGAGGCUUUUCACUACCAUCGCUAUAACUAAGAACGGGCUCACUCGUCUGGCAGCCCCUCCUGCUUUGGACUUGGACUCAAUCAAAUCCGAUAAGAAGAUUGAGGACGAAGAGAUUCUGAAGAUCCUAGAGCGACCAACCAACAAAUCUACUGGCUCAAAGAGCAAGAACAAGAAAAAGAAGAAGAAGCCCGUUAAGAAAGCCGCCGCGGCUGAAGCAGACUCUGACUCGGAUGAUUCCAGCGAUGAUGAAUGAGCAAUCAUUCUGCCGUCCGUUCAAAAUGCGCCUUCAUGACGCGAUUCUUGUUCCUCCGGUUGAUGAACGAAUUGUGACGGGCCUUCGCUGGUAGCGAGGCUGGGUUGCAGGCCGCGGCCUUGGGUCACGUCGAUGGAGCGUGUUUCAAGUCAGUACCUAGGUAUCCGCUGGAAACAUUCGCACUUGAUCCUGUGAGGUCCAUGUAUGGAUAUAGACCCAUGAAUUGCAUGAGACGGGCUAGAGAAGAUACAUGAUAUCCAAGGAAAAUAAAAAGCAUCGAGUUCAAUUGC
Exophiala oligosperma is the source of this 1602-nucleotide messenger RNA. Its product is annotated as DNA-binding protein, 42 kDa. The transcript has 4 exons. The record is from RefSeq and is a predicted model, not a curated record. The coding region runs from base 62 to 1312 and encodes 416 amino acids. NCBI's taxonomy places the organism in Eukaryota, Fungi, Ascomycota, Eurotiomycetes, Chaetothyriales, Herpotrichiellaceae.